Molecule: messenger RNA, 1855 nt
Organism: Striga asiatica
Lineage: Eukaryota; Viridiplantae; Streptophyta; Magnoliopsida; Lamiales; Orobanchaceae
Source: the annotation of a GenBank genome assembly
AUGGAACAGUACUUGUUGUACGGACCAUUAGUGGCAAAAGUGGUAUAUGCUCUUCAUCAAAAGGGAGAAAUCAAGAAUGAUGAUGUUUGGUGUUUGCAUAUACUGAUGUUGUUUGGAUUGAGAGCCCUUGUUCAUCAGCUAUGGAGCACGUUUUCUUGCAUGCUUUUCCUUAAUCGUAAUCGACGAAUUAAUCAACAAGGCAUCGAGUAUAAUCAAAUUGAUGCAGAGUGGCACUGGGAUAAUUUUCUGAUACUCCAAGCUAUGUGUGCCUCAUUCUUGUGCUUGAGUUUUCAAUCUUUGGACAAAUUUCCAUUCUGGGAUUUGAGGGGAUUUAUCUGCUGCAUCACACUCCAUAUUACAAUCUCUGAGCCACUUUAUUACUGGCUUCAUAGAUUAUUAUUACAUUCCUCAUCUCUUUACCAUAAGUACCACUGGCUCCAUCAUACCUCCAAAGUUGUUCAUCCUUUCACAGCCGGGCAUGCGACUUUCUUGGAACACAUAUUGCUAUGUGUAGUUGUAGGAAUUCCGACACUUGGAACGGCUUUUUUCGGAUAUGGAUCGAUAGUCGGCACAUAUAGUUACCUUUUGGCCUUCGAUUUUCUUCAGUGUUUGGGGCACUCAAAUGUUGAAGUCUUUUCUUAUAGGAUAUUUGAAGCUUAUCCCCUCUUCAAGUAUUUUAUCCGCACGCCUACAUAUCAUAGCCUUCACCACACAGACAUGCGAACUAAUUUUUGCCUCUUCAUGCCUAUGUAUGAUAAGUUGUGGAAGACAAUGAACACCGAUUCUUGGGACCUUCAGAAAGAAAUAAGUUCAAGAACAACAAGCAGAGUACCGGAAUUCGUGUUCCUAGCACAUGUAGUCGAUGUGAUGUCAGCAUUGCAUGCCCCGUUCGUUUUCCGAACAUUCAACUCGACCCCUUUUGGCAUAAAGCCCUUUUUGUUUCCAAUGUGGCCUUUCACAUACUUAGUCACACUUCUUAUGUGGGCAAAGUCAAAAACCUUCUUGUUCAGCUUUUACAACCUCAGAGGAAGACUUCACCAAACUUGGGUCGUCCCAAGGCUCGGUUUUCAGUACUUUUUGCCUUUUGCUAAAGAAGGCAUAAACAAUCAAAUAGAAGAUGCUAUCCUUAAAGCAGACAAACUUGGUGUCAAGGUUAUUAGCCUUGCUGCACUAAAUAAGAAUGAAGGCCUUAAUGGAGGUGGAGUUCUGUUUACUAACAAACAUCCGAACCUUAAAGUUCGCGUGGUCCAUGGGAACACAUUAACAGCUGCUGUGAUUUUACACGAACUUCCUAAAAAUGUGGACGAGGUUUUUUUGACUGGGGCUACUUCUAAGCUCGGGAGAGCCAUUGCUCUUUACCUUGCUCGACGAAAGAUCAGAGUUUUGAUGCUAACUUUAUCCACUGAGAGAUUUAGCAAGAUUCAGAAAGAAGCACCUGCUGACUGCCAACAGUAUUUAGUUCAAGUCACCAAGUAUCAAGCAGGUCAACACUGUAAGACGUGGAUAAUCGGGAAGUGGACGACGCCAAGAGAGCAGUAUUGGGCCCCAUCAGGCACACAUUUUCACCAAUUUGUGGUCCCACCAAUCAUCCCUUUUAGAAGGGACUGUACUUAUGGAAAGUUAGCUGCAAUGAGGCUCCCGAACGAUGUUGAGGGGCUCGGAUCAUGCGAGUAUACAAUGGGACGAGGAGUGGUUCAUGCGUGCCAUGCGGGAGGGGUAGUUCAUGCUCUACAAGGUUGGGAGCAUCAUGAAGUUGGGGCAAUCAAUGUUGAUCAGAUUGAUGUUGUUUGGGAGGCUGCACUAAGGCAUGGACUUAAACCCUUAUAGAUAUAUGCAUACAUCUUGUAAACUUGCA